UUAAGAAUUGCUUAAAAAAUGGAGGAUACAAAAUCAGAUUUUGUUGUCAAAGAAGGGAAUGAUAGUGAAAUAUCCAAGAUCUUAGGCAAAGAAAACCCUAAACAAACAAAAAAGUCCAAGAAGUCAGUAAGACCAUUUCGUGAAAAGCUUUAUAAAGAGUUUUGGGAGAGGAAAACCCAAUACAAGCAGCGAGUACAGAAGAGGAAAGAAAAAAAGGAUGGGACCUGUGAACAACAACAAACAGAAUUAAAAGACAUUAGUGAUAAUAAACAACCAUCAGAUAAAGUGAAAAAGAAAGUGAAAAAUAAAGUACAGAAAAGUGGCCCUCAUAAAGAUGUUAAAAGACUUAAACAUGCUCCAAAGCGGGACAAAAAGACAUCCAAGGAAGAGAGCAAGGUGAAUAAGAAAUCAACCAAAGGACCUCAAGAGUUUAGAAAAGAUGAAUACCCUGGAGAUGCUCCAGUAUCUAGAAAGUUAAUGUCAAAAUACCAGAGAGGAAAACAGAUGCAAACAAAAGGAACGCGGACCUUCCAUGGACACGUUAAACUUGUUCAAAAUGAGAAAAAGUUAAAUAUGGCAGUAAAACAGGCAGCUCGGUCAGAACGCCUCUUACAGGAAGAACCAGGUUUUCUGAUACCAGAGGAUGGAGAGAGCACUACCAAUGUCAGUCAGUCAGACAUUGUCCAGUCUGUAGACAUAACAACAGCUCAGAAACAUUUCAAUCUGGACCUUCCACAAUUUGGGCCAUACAAGUUGCAGUACACAAGGAAUGGGAAAUAUCUAUUAAUAGCUGGGAGCAAAGGUCAUGUUGCAGCCAUGGAUUGGCUGACAAAGAGAUUGCUGUGUGAAAUUAAUGUCAUGGAAACAGUCAGAGACAUAAGGUGGCUUCAUCAGGAGACCAUGUUUGCUGUUGCCCAGAAGCAGUGGACAUAUGUGUAUGAUAAUCAGGGGAUAGAGUUACACUGUCUGAAACAACUACAUGAAGUUCUGAGGCUGGAGUUUCUCCCAUACCACUUCCUCCUGGCCAGCUCUAAUGUCAAUGGUUACUUGUACUGGUUAGAUGUCUCGGUGGGUCAGAAGAUGGCCGGCCACAGUACUGGACUUGGCAGACUGGACGUCAUGUGUCAGAAUCCUCAAAAUGCCAUCAUUUGCCUUGGACACCCUGGAGGAAGCGUCACCAUGUGGUCUCCGAAUGUUAACGAGCCUCUGGUGAAGAUGCUUUGUCAUGGUGCUGCAGUGAGAUCCAUAGCAGUGGAUUCUAGUGGAAUUUACAUGGCUACAUCAGGGGUAGACAGGAAGUUGAAAAUUUGGGAUGUUAGAAAAAUGCAAAUGUUACACUCAUACCAGAUUGGAUGUGGUGCUGGUAACAUGGUGUUCAGUCAAACAGGAGUGCUAGCACUGGGCAAGGGAAAUAUUGUGGAGGUGUACCAAGACCCAUGUAGACAGCAGAUAACCUCCCCUUACAUGAUUCAGAAGUUGGGAACUACAGUUCAUGGAGUUCAUUUCUGCCCCUAUGAAGAUGUCCUUGGGGUGGGGCAUGGGGAGGGAUUCACAAGUCUCAUUAUCCCAGGUGCUGGGGAGGCUAAUUUUGAUGCCAUGGAAUCAAAUCCUUUCCAGACCAAAAAACAGAGGAGAGAGGCAGAGGUCCAAAUGUUGCUGGACAAGAUACCUGCGGAUAUGAUUCAUCUUGACACAAAAAUGAUAAGUAAAGUGGACAAGAAGACAUUUAUGGAGAAAGUUGAGGAAAAUAACAAGAUACAUUUCAAGAAACCAUUGGCAAUAUCCUAUGAACCAAAACACAGAAUGAAAGGUAAAGGGAGUGGAAGAAAGAAGGAACAGAGGAAGAAAGGAGUGAUAGAAGAGCAUAAGAAAAAGACAGUGAAAGAAAUCAUCAGAGAUAAGCAACAGCAACACAUAAAGGAUAAGAGACACCAGGCAGGAAUUUCUGUCUCUAAAGGUGUUCUGGACAGGUUUAAAAAGACAGAAUCAUGACAGUGUAGUAAAUUCACAUUCAGUUAAAUGCCUUUGUCAAGUUCAUCUGGAGUGAUUUAUGCAGCAGCCUUUGCACUUGAAGCCCCUGAGAAAAAUACUGUAUCAAGGUUCUUUUUUGACCUUGUUGUACAAUUUGUUAUCCUUACUAGGAAUCAUCUUUGAAAUUUGUGUAUGAUUUGGCAUUCUGUAUUUGCCCUAAAUCAGCCAAUUUUACAAAAAUUACUUUUUAACUGCGACUUCCUUCAUUAAUGAAAUGCCACAAGGACCAAAAAUACAGUUGAAAAGUCCUUGGAAAUGUGGUAAUUAUAUUACCAGUGAAUAAUGAUCAAUUUCAUGUAUGCAUAUUUAGUAGAAGAAUAAGUUACCUGUGAUGCUGGAUUUUGAGAUUUUUGGUCAUUGAGAAUAAAUAUUUGAUUUGUCUAGGA
Messenger RNA from Saccostrea echinata, 2417 nucleotides. RefSeq names its product WD repeat-containing protein 46-like. NCBI's taxonomy places the organism in Eukaryota, Metazoa, Mollusca, Bivalvia, Ostreida, Ostreidae. Gene Ontology annotation, cellular component: 90S preribosome; nucleolus; small-subunit processome. The coding region runs from base 19 to 1992 and encodes 657 amino acids. The transcript is spliced from 13 exons. Gene Ontology annotation, biological process: maturation of SSU-rRNA from tricistronic rRNA transcript (SSU-rRNA, 5.8S rRNA, LSU-rRNA). Gene Ontology annotation, molecular function: protein binding. The record is from RefSeq and is a predicted model, not a curated record.